Molecule: messenger RNA, 2931 nt
Organism: Moneuplotes crassus
Lineage: Eukaryota; Ciliophora; Spirotrichea; Euplotida; Euplotidae
Source: the annotation of a GenBank genome assembly
AUGAGAUUAACAUUGGCUAAUGUAUGCAGUAAUCCUGAUGACAUGCUUGGAUCUGUCACAAGAGGAACUUUUAGCCUACCUUCAGCGACUAAUCAGUAUUUUUCUAAGAUGUUCCCGGAGCCUGAUUACUCCUUUUUAUACUUCUUUGGAUAUGCUACUGUUGCUUCUGUUUCGACAGCAUUCCUGUAUAAGGCGAAUCCUGACUUGAGUAUGGUAGAGACAUAUUCUUUAGGCAUUAAUGUCUACGCUAGCACUGCUGCAGCUGAUGCCAACGCAGAUUUCGCGUAUGUUCAGAAAGAUACUUCUAACAGUAUCUACGAAAUCGAUAUUAAGAAUUAUGAUGUUACAAGGGAAAUCACAAUCCCUUCUUCAGCCAUGAGUGCUUUGGAAACAAUGGAAGUCAAUGAUUAUCUUUAUUUUACAGCAAAGUUCAGCAGCGUUGCAAACAUUUGCAGGCUCAACCUGACUGAUGGAGAUUACCAGUGCUUAAACUAUGGGCAUACAAGUAUUAGUACGUACUCAGUUAUUGGAGAUGAGUCUGUAUUUUUGGGUCUGAUGAGGCCCUCCUCUAAUGACUUCUUUCUUUUGAAUGCAAACUUCUCAGAUCCAACCCAGAUGAAUUGGUUCAAAGCAGUUCAGUGUCCAACUGGAGCAUGUUCAAGCGGAGUAUCUCGGUCAAUUGUGAGCAGAGAUGGACACUACAUUUACACAAUGAUACUUUACAGAGGAAGACAUAUCUUUCAGGCUCUUUCUGUCGCUGAUGGGGAACCCCUAAAUCUUGGCUUGAUGGAUACGAGAUCAACUCUGUCUGUCAUAUCAAUUGAAGAAUUUUCUGAAUAUGUUAUUGCCCUUGUUGAUAUUUCUUCAGCAAAUCUUAUAAGUAUCUAUCUAAUCGAUCCUGCAACCAGAAAAGUAGCUCAGCAUAGGAAUUUAAAUAUAGAAUUUUACCAAAUAUCAAGAGUUGUAUCUAAUGGAUACGAAUACCCUCUUAUUUUGGGUGGAGAUACUAAUGUCUUUAUGGCUAAAUCCGUCAUAUCAGAAAUGCUUUCCAUAAAUGGAGUAAAUCUCUAUGUUGUGACUAUCUCAAAUAUUACAUCCACAGCAUACUCAGUUGAAAAUAUCUCUUCUGUGCCAAGUCUAGUGUCAAGCACUGGAACAGCAUCAUUUGCUUUGAAUCCUUCUGCAGUGGUAUCUAACAUUACUACCUCUUUAACCCCAAGCUUGAGUUAUUCAAUAGCGUUGUGGAAGCAGACACAUGUUCAGUCAGUAAUUGGAGGAGAACUUAUCAGCCUAAACUUUACUUGGGCUUGAGCUCAUUCUUCUAAUGUUACUGCAAUUGCCUUUGCUUUAAAUGCUACCGGAACUACCCCUGUGCCUUCUUGGGUUGAAUUGGACUCGGCCAAUCAAAAAAUGUAUUUAAACAAAACUCCUGUAGAGACCACCCCUACAAUACAUAAGUUCUCGCUGAAGAUACAAUAUAGCGGAGGUACUUCUUAUAAAAAAUUUGAAAUCACAGUUCAAGAAUGAGGCUUAACGGACUGCUUAGAGUGCGACCCAUCUGAUUCUGAGAUAUGAAUCAAAUGAAUUUCCGGAUUUUCACCUUCUACAGAUGGGAAGGUAUGAGUGGAAGAUCCUCCUCCUGCUUCUCCAGCUUCUCCAGUCCCUUCUCCUUCCCAAACAUCUGAAAAGGAAGAGGAGUCUCCUGAUACCACAACAGAGCAGAGGAUGGCUCAAAGUUUGAUAGCAGCAAGCAUGAUAAUUUCUGUAGCUUCCUCCAUUUUGUCUUUAUCAUCACUGAGUGGGAUUUUCAGUAUGAUAAAUAGUCUCCAACUUUUGAUUUUACUUCCCUUGGUUCCUGAAUUUUUCUCCAAGAAGGUCAUGAGUAUACUCACAGGAGUAAGUUUCACAAUGCUGUCUUUCGACUUCAUCAAAGUCAAAGACAUCCCCUUAAUUGUAGAACUGACAGAGUGGGUGUCUUACCCUCAAUCUGAUGAAUACCUCAACGAAAUAGGCUUGAACUCAGGCUCUUCAGUGAUAAACUAUCUUUCUAUUAUGGCUAUUGCUAUUUUAAUUGGAUUUAUACACCUAUGUAUAGCAAUUGGAUACAACAAAGUGAAAGAAAAACCUCCUCAGAGUAAGAUCAGGAAAGUGAUGAAAAGAAUAUUUAUUUAUUUCACCUUUAAUGCUUACAUCAGAAUUUUCAUCGAAGGCUUUUUAUUUGUUCUGAUUUCAAUUUUUUCAGAAUUCUAUUCCCUCAAUGUGUCUACUGUUAUAACUCAGGUGUCACUAGGAUUCUGUGUGAUGUUCACAUUAUGCUCUUCUGUGUUAUUUAUUUUAUCCUUUUACCUUUAUAAGCUGUCAUUUCCAAAGAUUAAUUACCAAGAACACUGGAGCUGAACAGAGUAUUUUGAAGGAAUCAAAGAUUUCAGAUUUGCAAAGUUGUUCACUAUUCUGUAUCUAUCUCUACGUUUGUUUCUAGUGGCAAUCCUUAUUAAUGGUCGAGGGUUACAACCCAUUUGGAGGUCAGUCAGUUUUGUAACUCUUAAUGUACUGUUUGCACUAUAUUUAUGAAUUGUAAGACCAUUCGAACAAACUAAGGAUAGCAUCAUUGAAGGUUUGAAUCAAGUGCUUCUCUGAGUCCUUUCUGUGCCUCUUUUGUGGAUAGAAACUAGGUCAGACUGGAGCUCAUCUUAUGAGGAAUUCUACAUAAAAAUUGUGUUAUUGAUUCCGGCCAUUGGAUCUUUAAUUGGCUUUGUAUUUCUGAUAAAAAUAGUAAUUUCGAAAUUUGUCAGAAGAAAGAAAACAAGGAAGCAUAAAUUGCCUGAAACCCUCUCAGUCCAUCCUAAGAGCCAGAUUAAUUACAAAAUAGAAGAACAGAAAGAGCCUGGACCUCCAGUUUCUACAUCCAAUUUUAAGCUGAACAAUUUCUAG